AUGGCGGUGGUGGUCAACAGCUCCGGAACGGAGCUCGCACGCGCGAGACCGCACUGCGACUACUCGAUGGAGACCCAGAACCGUACGACAUCGCGCCUUCCGAGGCACUCGAGUGUAGCGAUGGUAUUCAACCAAGCGCGUUAA
Messenger RNA from Phytophthora nicotianae INRA-310, 144 nucleotides. RefSeq lists its product as hypothetical. The transcript is spliced from 2 exons. Bases 1 to 144 code for a protein of 47 amino acids. NCBI's taxonomy places the organism in Eukaryota, Oomycota, Peronosporomycetes, Peronosporales, Peronosporaceae. The record is from RefSeq and is a predicted model, not a curated record.